Messenger RNA from Diuraphis noxia (Russian wheat aphid), 2792 nucleotides. Its product is annotated as solute carrier family 53 member 1-like. Gene Ontology annotation, molecular function: inositol hexakisphosphate binding; phosphate transmembrane transporter activity. Lineage: Eukaryota; Metazoa; Arthropoda; Insecta; Hemiptera; Aphididae. The record is from RefSeq and is a predicted model, not a curated record. Gene Ontology annotation, cellular component: plasma membrane; Golgi apparatus; cytoplasm. Gene Ontology annotation, biological process: phosphate ion transport; cellular response to phosphate starvation.
UCGACUGGUGCGACCAGCCGCGGCCGUCAACGUCAAGCAUAAAGCGUUGCAGUAUUGCACACGGUCUCGGUCGUACUCGUACCACCACGGGUUAGUAGUACUUCCGAUGUACUUACACUCAUGACUUGAACACGCUGUGAUCUUAGGUACUUAACGUCUUUUCUCCUCUUUUUCCCUCGUUUACGUUCUUCCUAUUUUCAUUUUCAUUCGCUUCAAGCCGUCUCCGGUUCCUGCCCCGCCCAAGCUACGCUCAUACUUUCUCCACCGAAAUGAAGUUUGCAGAACAUCUCCAGGCUCACAUCACGCCAGAAUGGCGGAAACAGUACAUCAACUACGAGGACAUGAAAGAGAUGCUUUACAAAAUCAUAGAAGAAGCACCGUCAAUAGAGUCCACAGACCCCGAAAACCUGCACCGCCGUUUCAUUCAAUUCGACGAACAUUUUUUGCAGUAUUGCGAAAAGGAAUUGGCUAAAAUCAAUGUUUUCUACUCUGAAAAACUUGCCGAAGCAAUGCGUAAGUUUCAAACAUUAAAGAAUGAACUUGAUCUGCUAUCCUCCACUGCUGUAAAAAUGAAAGAUUAUGGUAAAAAGUCAGAUUCCAAUAAACUGAAUUUACCUCAACGAAAAGUGCAAGAGCUCAAAUUAGCUUUCAGCGAGUUUUAUUUGAGCUUAAUACUUUUACAAAAUUAUCAAAAUCUUAACUAUACAGGGUUUAAAAAGAUUUUGAAAAAACAUGAUAAGUUGUUGAAUAAAGAAAGUGGGGCAAAGUGGCGUCAAGAGCAAGUUGAACUAUCUCAUUUUUAUACUAAUAAAGACAUAUUACGUUUAAUUAAUGAAACUGAACAUACUGUUACUCAUGAUCUGGAAUGCGGUGAUCGUCAAAAAGCUAUGAAAAGACUCAGAGUUCCGCCCCUUGGUGAAACACAAAGUCCUUGGACUACUUUUAAAGUGGGAUUAUACUUAGGAUGUCUUAUUGUUUUGCUAGUUGCAAUUUUCAUUUCUGCUACUUUUGAAAAAAAUACCAACAUUAAACAAGCAUUCCGUUUAUAUCGUGGACCAUUCCUUAUUAUAGAGUUCCUUUUUCUGAUGGGCAUUAAUGUUUACGGAUGGCGAUCUUCUGGUGUUAAUCAUGUUUUGAUAUUUGAACUGGAUCCAAGAAAGCAUGUUACUGAACAACACCUGUUUGAAAUAGCAGGAAUCCUUGGUGUUGUGUGUGCUCUUAGUAUUUUAGGUUAUUUAUACUCUGAUGCUUUGAGUAUACCUGCAUAUAUAAAUCCAUUGUCCUUAGUAAUUUUAUUUACACUGCUUAUGAUAAACCCAAUUAAAAUAUUUUACUUUGAAGCAAGGUUUUGGCUGUUACGUAUAGUAUGGCGAAUGGCUUGUGCUCCAUUUUAUUAUGUUGGAUUUGCUGACUUUUGGCUUGCAGAUCAAUUGAACAGUUUGGUAACUGUACUGCUCGAUGCUCACUAUUUGGUUUGCUUUUACAUUUACAAUAACAAUUGGUAUCAAACUUCAGAUGUUAAAUUUAAUGUUGAAGAAUAUUUUAUUUCUAAAAUGAUAGUAAAUUGUAUUCCUGCUUGGAUUCGAUUUGCUCAAUGUAUUAGACGUUACCGGGAUACUGGUGAAACAUUUCCACAUUUAGCUAAUGCCGGAAAGUAUUCAACAACAUUUUUUGUUGUGUUUGCAAGAACAUUGUUGAAACAAACAAAAAAUAACUAUACUAGUAGUUAUGAUAAUCCAUUCUUUUUUUUUUGGGUUAUAUGUUCUGUGAUAAGUUCAAUUUAUACAUACACCUGGGAUGUAAAAAUGGAUUGGGGUUUAUUCAAUAACAAUUCUGGAGAAUAUACAUUCUUAAGAGAAGAGAUUGUAUAUGAUAAUACAGGUUAUUAUUAUUUUGCAAUUGUUGAAGACCUUGUGAUUAGAUUAUUAUGGGUUCCCCAAUAUUUACUUACAAGUUAUGGUAUUUUAUCUACUGAAAUGGCUAAUUCUUUAGUAUCACCUCUUGAAGUCUUUAGACGAUUUGUAUGGAAUUUCUUCCGGUUAGAAAAUGAACAUCUAAACAAUUGUGGUAAAUUCCGAGCAGUAAGAGACAUAUCAAUAGCGCCAAUUGAUUUCUCUGACUCUGCUCAAAUAGUUCGCAUGAUGGACGAGGAGUUGGGUGUGACGAACAGACGGAAACGUAAGCUUCUUCCAACAAAGAAGACUUUAAAAGAAGAUAGAUUGCAGUUAGUUACUGACCGAAAUUCAUAUUCUUUGGAUGUAACUGAAUAAAUCGAUUAAACAUCUAACAUAAUAUAUUCUACUUUAUAAUUCCAUUACAUUUUGUAUAGAAAUAAAUUGAAAUCUUGAUAAUAGACUUUGUAAGCUCAAGUAUAUUUAUAUAUAUAGUCGAAAACAAUCGAAUUUAAUUUAAUUUUUAGAACGUAUUUUUAAUGAAUGCAAAUUACUAAAUGUGUUACUUAAAAAGAAAUAAAAAAAGGGUACUGAAAUGAUUUUAUACACUUAAAUAUUGUGAUCUCUAGUUUAAUUAAGUAGUAUAAUAUAUUUUCAAUUAACCUUGGUUUAGUAUUAACUAUGAUUUUAUUACGGAUGUACGGGAAAUUGGUGCCUACCUUAUUUAAUUUUUUUUUGUGAUUUAGUAAAUGAAUAAUAGUCAAUUCAACAUAAUGAAAACAUGUUUUUUAAUUAAUUAAAAUAUUUUUAUUCCUUUAUUAUUAUUUGUUAAUGUUCCUGUAAAUGUGUUUUCAAUGAAAGCCAAAUUAGUUAUAAUUAAAGAAUUUAAUUAUAGGUGUA